Knipowitschia caucasica is the source of this 321-nucleotide messenger RNA. The record is from the annotation of a GenBank genome assembly. Lineage: Eukaryota; Metazoa; Chordata; Actinopteri; Gobiiformes; Gobiidae.
AUGGGGGCUCGCAUGGUCCCAGCACAGGACGAGAAGGUCUUAGAGAGGAGGGCUGGGGAACCGCCGCCGGCCAACCCGAUGGGGAGGCAGUGGCUGGGGAAUAGGGCUGUCUCAGAAAUAAAUCACCCUCCAUCAGAGGUUCCUCCUCACGGGGUGGCAUGGGUAGUCACUGGCAGGCAACAAGGGGAAAAACACCCGACGAGUUACGGCCACAUGCGUGCCGUAGGGCACCAAGACGUGGCUGACGACAGUGAGGACGCCGCUGACCCCAGACGGCUGUCCUCCCUCCGGCAGACGAGACAGGCACGAAACGAGCAAUAG